GUAUAUCCGUGAUUGUUGGGGAGGCAAGAGCCGUUUCAUUCGUGAUGCGUUCAUGGACAGCCGUAACGCCUGCAUUCACCUCAAGAACACACAGCAAGCGGACGAUCGACAGAAGCAUAAGCAUAAGGCUGAUGCACGCACGUCUUUGAGAACACUCAUUGUCCACGGGGAUUCCUAUUUCUUUGGGCUUCCAGACGAAGAAAGUUUAAUUUGGGACGAUGAUUUCCGGUGGCGGCGUAGUGACGGGCUCCUGCCCAGCUGUGAAGAUUUUGACUGGCUCGUCGACUACUUAGUGGAAGAAGCAAACACCACAGCAGAUAAUGAAACUGUAGGUGACGCUCUGCUUGCGCUGAGUGCCAUGCCCAAUCUAAGGAGCUCCACCAAGCGUCAUUCCUACAUCACAGCGCUCAUCCGUUGCAUGGACCCCGCCAGACCUCCCCGUGUCCGACAUGCUGCACUACGAGCCAUUGAUGAUGCUCGAGAAGAAUUGUCAUCUAUGACAAAUGAGUCAAUACCACAGGGUGUGGAUGCAGCACUCCUGGACAAGCUUUCUUGUGCUAUUUUGACUGCCGUACGUCCAAAUCACUCGCAGGACCAGACAGUCCAAGCUAGUGGACCCGACACUUCGUUUCACGAAGGCCGAGAUGCUUGCUACUCUCGUCUUAUUUUUGCUCUUUUACAGAAUGAUGAGUGGCGCAAACGUCUGACCCGUGAUGGUCAUUUCGAGCAUUGCGUUUUUCUAGCCAAGGACGUCUUUAAACGCUACGCUCGGCUUGCCGGACGCUACUUUGCUGGGAUCUUCGCAUAUAUCAAUCCCUCAGACAAGGUUCUUCCUCUCGGCCCUGCCCAGAAGAGGUGGCAGGCAUUCAUCAGGGUGAGAUGGGACGACGCACGCUACGGAGUUUACACAAACGUCGACCGUUCUCACGAAAAGCUAACCGGACUCACAAGAGGUGUGUAUAGGGCUUUGGAAUCAAUGCAAAGGAGGAAAGAUUCCCUUGUGCUUUAUGGUGUCAGUCUAGAUCAGGUUUUAUUUGAUGCUGCCCUAUCUUCCGUACAGGGCUUGUAUGACGAUUUGCGCCGUAUGAUCGAGGACCCAAACGCUUUGCAGACGGACAAUGCGUCUUUGGAGUCUUGAAGGCAAACCGUUAU
Suillus discolor is the source of this 1152-nucleotide messenger RNA. RefSeq lists its product as uncharacterized. The record is from RefSeq and is a predicted model, not a curated record. NCBI's taxonomy places the organism in Eukaryota, Fungi, Basidiomycota, Agaricomycetes, Boletales, Suillaceae. The transcript has 2 exons. The coding region runs from base 53 to 1138 and encodes 361 amino acids.